Salmo salar (Atlantic salmon) is the source of this 905-nucleotide messenger RNA. It is a transcript of the gene f135a, whose product is annotated as FAM135A. NCBI's taxonomy places the organism in Eukaryota, Metazoa, Chordata, Actinopteri, Salmoniformes, Salmonidae. The record is from RefSeq and is marked provisional.
ACUGUUUUCCUUUUUUUCAACCCAAACGUCGCUAGCCUUGCCAGGCUGCCGAAGCUGUGUGCAAGAUCAAGGGACUGGAUUGACUACCCAUGUCGUUGUCCCGUUUGGUUUUGAAGUCGGCUUAAUGCUGUUUUGUUAUAGUAUUUGGUAUUUUAACUAUCAGAAGAAGUGAUCUAUCGUCACAGAAUCUGGAGUCAUAAUGUCCCAGGUGAUGUAAGCCCUCUGUCUGCCUCUGAAGCCAAAGAUGAGCGAGGUGCAGGCCACGGUGGAGUUCUCUGUUGAGCUCCACAAGUUCUACAAUGUGGACCUGUUCCAGAGAGGGUUCUACCAGAUCCGUGCCAGUAUGAAAGUGCCACCACGAGUCCCUCACAAAGUAGAGGCCAGUCUACUCCACCCACCAGGUUCUGAUCUGGCCUUCCCUGCAGCUGUGGUCGAUGACGUCAUCUGCAGCAAGACCUUCCAGAUCCUCUAUAAGAACGAGGAGGUUGUUGUCAAUGAUGUGCUGGUGUUCAAAAUCAUGAUGCUGCUGGAUGAGAAGAAGGUAGAAGAAUCCCUCAAUGACAUGGACUUCCAGCUCUCUCUGGAGUUAUACUUCACAGAUGGAGACUUCUCGUACGUUUCAUGAUGGCCGAACACUGUGCUUCUCAUGCUGUUACCAAACCUGUGUUCAAACACCAUUUGAAAUCUUAGAUACUGUACUUUUAGUGUUUUCUUUAGCCUGCCCAGAAAGACGGAUGGAUGGGGGUUGCAGGUUUGCAACUAAUACACCAGGCAAGCUCAGUCAAGCCCAGAUUAAGUUUUUUUUAAAUUCUUCAAGUAGUAUUUUAACCCAGAUCUGGCUAUUUUUAGAUAAAGAUUGUGUUUUUGAACCUCUGCUAUGGUGUCCUUAAUAAACCCUGUCUGCC